This is a messenger RNA of Monopterus albus (swamp eel), 1966 nucleotides long. It is a transcript of the gene smim15, whose product is annotated as small integral membrane protein 15. NCBI's taxonomy places the organism in Eukaryota, Metazoa, Chordata, Actinopteri, Synbranchiformes, Synbranchidae. The record is from RefSeq and is a predicted model, not a curated record. The transcript has 2 exons. The coding region runs from base 166 to 390 and encodes 74 amino acids.
UAUGUACUAACCAUUAUAUAAAUGUUGUUUCGUUGUUUGGUCACGUUCAUUGUUGUUAUACCGUUUAACCGAGAGUUAGCUAGUGCUCUUUCAUGUUAAAGUUAGACCGUUAUGCAGGGGCGGCGGGUUAGCUAGCGGUGCUAAUCCUCUUCAUUGCUGGCCAGGAUGAUUGAUGUUCGGGCAUGGGCAGAGUAUGUGGUGGAGUGGGCUGCCAAAGACCCUUACGGUUUCCUCACCACUGUCAUACUGGCUCUCACACCUCUCUUCAUUGUCAGCGCACUGCUGUCCUGGAAACUGGCCAAGAUGAUUGAGGCACGUGAUCGAGAACAAAAGAAAAAGCAGAAACGUCAGGAAAACAUAGCCAAGGCCAAGAGGACCAAGAAGGACUGAGCCUGUGAGAAGGGUAGGAUGAGGGCAUAAAGAAGGAGGAGCAAACUCCACGCUUACAGUCCUCCCUAUUCCAAAUAAUGACACAGUGCCCUUCCUUGUCCCAGGCCUAUUGUCACACAGGGCCAAUGUGCGUCAUGUCCGGGGUAGGAGGAGAGACGCUGGCCCCACAGGCCUAACAGUGCUGAGAAGGUCAGUACUGCCCAUAGGAAGCACGUCCCAGUGGGACUUUUGUCAGCAAGGGCACAGUGGUCAUCUUUAUGAUGUCUUUAUACAGAGAUCCACUGUUAAUAUUGUGCAGCUGUUGCAACACCUCGCAUUCCAUUGUUGGCAUCCCUGUUCUCCUGAAUUGAUGAUAUAAUGAGCAAACUGGAACUUUAUUUCAAGUCACUUGCAAAAUGUCCAAAUCAUUAUUUUCUAAUCAAUAAAGUUUUCAUGGUUGAUAAGAAAAUCCAAUUUCCUCUAUGUGAAUUUAAUAGUAUCACAAAUGCUUUUAAUUCAUUGCACAUAAAGUAUUCACACCUUCAUGUGUUAUUGUAUUGCAACAAUAAACCAGAGUGCAUGUAAUAGGACUUUAAUGUAUUGAUCUGCUAAAUGUAUUUUAAUGUCAAAAGUAAAACAAAUCCUGAUAUAUUAAGCAAAAUUAAACACAAAUCUGGGGCAGCCUGUUGUCUUUAGAAGUUACAUAAAGAUACCUGUGUAUAGUAAGUAUGUGACAAGUGAAUUUGCAGGGUCCCACUCUUGGUUAGUCAGUAAAAAAAAAAAGAAGCAAAAAACAGUAUGAAGACAAAGGAACAUUCAAACAGUCAGAAGAUGGAUUAAAAAAAUGUAAUGGCUAUAAAAAACCAUUGCUGCCAAAGGCGAGGUGACUUUCUUUUUAUAUCAUCUUGAAGGAAGAGAACCAGGAUUGAUUGGGCCUGAUUUAAUCAUUAUGCAAAAAUUGUUAGUUUAAUACAACAUGCUCUUAAUUUAAAUCUACUUAUAAUGAUUUGUGUUUAAUUUGAUAGUCUUGAACUACACUCACUAUGAUUCAGUGAAUAAUAAAACAUUCAAAGGUCCAGUGGGGUGGAUUUGUUUUACUGUUACUGUAAUUGUUUAAUACUUCUGAGCCUGUAAAGAAGCAGUUAAAAUUAAUAAUUCUACAUGCAGACAGGUGGACAAAUGCACAUUUCAGUAUACACCCCACCCCCCUUUUUUUUCCUCAUGAAGUUUUAUAUUCUCUUGACAGCAUUUAGAAACUCAUAUGCGAGUAUGGAGACCAUGUCUUCAACCACAGGAUCCUAGUUUAUGCUGCUCUUUUAGCAGCUGUUUGCCCUGCAGAAAUUUGUUGAACUACUCUGUGACCAACAUUAAAUCUGACCACUUACUGGAGAUCUACAUACUGUACCAUUAUUCAUGAUUCUGACUUCUGACCCACCUCCAUGAAACACCAGCACUACAGUUUCGCUGCACUAUGGUCAGAGCUGAACUGAGUUUAGAAUUAACAUAUUUACAUGUUAUAUUAACAUUUCCUACAGAAUGUACAUUUGUAGUCUAUGUGAUCAAUAGCCAGAGGAACAUUGUAAUUUUUCUUUCCUUU